Oreochromis aureus is the source of this 2393-nucleotide messenger RNA. RefSeq names its product programmed cell death 1 ligand 1-like. Bases 206 to 1117 code for a protein of 303 amino acids. The record is from RefSeq and is a predicted model, not a curated record. NCBI's taxonomy places the organism in Eukaryota, Metazoa, Chordata, Actinopteri, Cichliformes, Cichlidae. The transcript is spliced from 4 exons.
UUUGAUAAGAGACGUGGAAGUGUGGAGCUGGAGUAAGUGGCCGAAAGACAAAUCUUUCAACUUUAUUUAAACCUUAAACUUAAACUCAUGUAGUCAGAUUUUAAACUCAGGUUCAGUUAUUCAGUGAAAAUACCAACAGACUCAGAUAUAGACAAUGGAAUAAACUGCAUGUUGGAUCAACUGAUGGAGGACAAGGAGCACAGAAAUGUCUGCUGUAACUGCGUCACUCUGCUCCACGCUGAUGUUUGUCCUGUUCGUCUCUGCAGACCAGAAAAACAUCACAGCUGAGUCUGGACAGGACGUCACUCUGACAUGUCGAGCUCCAAAAAACAACGUCAUAGUUGUAGAGUGGAGCAGAACUGACCUGAGAGACAAAUAUGUGCUUUUGUACCGGGAUGGGCGCUUUCUUCCAGCCAACCAGCAUCCAUCUUUUAAGAACCGGGUGGAUCUGCAGGACAGACAGAUGAAGGAUGGAGACGUGUCUUUGAUUCUGAAGAAUGUGACGAUUAAUGACGCUGGAACAUACGAGUGUUGUGUUUACAUAGGAGAAACACGCUCAUGGAAAUUCACCACCACCAACCUUCAUGUUGAUCCUCCAGACCAUAAAUUCAUCACAGCUGAGUCUGGACAGGACGUCACUCUGACAUGUCGAGCUCCAAACAACAAGAUCAAAGUUGUAAAGUGGAGCAGAGCUGACCUGGGAGAUGAAUAUGUGCUUUUGUACAUGGAUCAGCACUUUUUUACAGAUAUCCAGCAUCCAUUUUUUAAGAACCGGGUGGAUCUGCAGGACAGACAGAUGAAGGAUGGAGACGCGUCUUUGAUUCUGAAGAAUGUGACGAUUAAUGACGCUGGAACAUACUUGUGUCAUGUCUUAAUGGAAGAAACACGCUCAUGGGAUCUCAGCAUCAUCUAUCUUCAUGUUGAUCCUCCAGGUCAGCCAAGAAGAUCUGUUGGUCUGAUCAUCUGUGUUUCUGCUGUGCUUCUUGUUGCUGUUGUUGGUUUUUUGAUCUACAAAAGAAAACAACAUGAUUCUAAACCUCAUAAUGAUCCAGAGACUAGACGGCCUCUUUGCACUCCAGAGCUGAACUGUAACUCAGAUGAUCUGAAGAUGAAUUAGAACUCUUCUGAACAUCCAGCAGAUGUCAAACAACUCUGAUGAUCAUCAUGUUCAGACUCAGACCAACAGUGUGUGUCUGUGCUGUCUGUCAGUGACUCUGAACUACAGUUUAUUCAUCUUCAGGCUGUUCAUGAGAUUUACUGACACAAAGUCAAACUGUGUUACAAACACACAUGAAUUUCUGAGCUCUGAUCUCAGAGUCAGUGAGUGUUUUUGUGUUGGAGCUUCAGGUUCAGCUGAUCCUUUUGCCGAAUUCAGCUUUUUAAAUAGACAACGGCCAAACUGAAAACACAAUCAGGAUCCAUUUGUCAUCUGCUGUUGAAAGACAUCUGUAUUAAAUUGUAUUUAACUUAAGUGAAAUCCAUGUAAAUUAACUUUAAAUUAAGCAAAGCUCUUUUGUGUUGGUGUAAAUAUAAACUUCAUGUGACCUUUCCUCUUUAAGUGGAGCCCAAAAUAACAAGUUUGCAUAGCCAUUUGCAUAUGCCCUUUUUUUGCUGAUGUUAAUUAAUCUUAUGUAAUAAUGUUUUUAUUAUUGAUGUGAAAGGUGUAUGAAAGUAAAAAUUCAUGUACACUACUGGUCAGAAGUUUCAGAACACCCCAAUAUGCAAUUUGUCUCAAUGCACUCUGAAAUGAUUGUUGAAAUUUGAAGACUUAGUGAAAUUACAGACAUUAUUAUUCAUGUGCAAGGCAAGAAAUAAUACAUUACCUCGUAAGUUACAAAAUUUGUUUGUAUUGUGUUCAGGAAGUGGGGACAGUAGAAGGAAGUUUGACUUUAAGCAUCAGUUUGCUAGGACCACACAAAGGCAAAUGUGUCUGACAGUUAAUGGUAGAGGAAUAUGGAAUUCUCUUCAAGAUAAUCUCAAGAGUUGUACAAAUAUGCACCAUUUUAAAAUGUGUUAUAUACUUAAAAGGAUAAAUCAAUAUGAAGAACAUGAAAGUAAUUUGGGUUAAAUGUGGAAGGAAAAAUUUUCAUUGCCAUUUAGUGCUGUAUAUUGCUGAUUAUACUGAUUUGUUGUUUAGUUUUGCAUUGUUACAUAAAGAUAUAUGUUAGAGUGUUUUUUGGGCUUUAUUGGCGCCCUUUUCUAAGAAUAAUUGGAUUGCAGAUAGAGGGCAGGUGCUAACAAGAAUUUAUUCUUCUUCCUGCUCCUUUUCACCCAUGGGUGCAGUGUUAUAUUAAUGGGAAGGAGGAUCUGUAUGUAGGAAACGAAACACUGUUGAACCAUGUGUGAAAUAAAUAAAUAAAUGAAAUGAAUAACCAGUACAAAUAACCGGUUUG